AUGCGCGAAUCUGCCUUGCGCACCACCCAUCCGACAGUGCUGACCGGGCACAGUGUCCGAGCCGAGCGUGAUGCGCCGGGCGCGCUGGGGGAUACGGAGAAGUCGUCCAGUAUAGCGGGCACCCACCAUCGUGCUCCAUUUGCAGUUCCAUGGAACACGUGUGGUGCAGCUGCCCGAGAAAUAAAAGAGUGGCUCAGCUGCCACGCAAAAACGCGGACAACGCGACUGAUCAGGCGACAAGUUAGGCGGGAAUUCUGGCGGGCUGGAGCCCGCGCGCCAACGACGAGCCUGCCGAAGAGGAAGCCAGCCGAGGCUGCCCAGCCGCCAGCUGUGCCCGUCAUUCACAGCAGCCAGCCGAGGCCGCCCAGCCACCAGCUGUGCCCGUCAUUUACAGCAGCCAGCCGAGGCCGCCCAGCCGCCAGCUGUGCCCGUCAUUUACAGCAGCCAGCCGAGGCCGCCCGGCCGCCAGCUGUGCCCGUCAUUCACAGCAGCCAGCCGAGGCCGCCCAGCCGCCAGCUGUGCCCGUCAUUUACAGCAGCCAGCCGAGGCCGCCCGGCCACCAGCUGUGCCCGUCAUUCACAGCAGCCAGCCAAGGACGCCCAGCCGCCAGCUGAGGCCGCCCAGCCGCCAGCUGUGCCCGUCAUUCACAGCAGCCAGCCAAGGCCGCCCAGCCCUCAGCUGUGCCCGUCAUUCACAGCAGCCAGCCGAGGCCGCCCACAGCCAGCCGAGGCCGCCCAGCCGCCAACUGUGCCCGUCAUUCACAGCAGCCAGCCGAGGCAACCCAGCCGCCAGCUGAGGCCGCCCAGCCGCCAGCUGUGCCCGUCAUUCACAGCAGCCAGCCGAGGCCGCCCAGCCGCCAGCUGUGCCCAUCAUUCACAGCAGCCAGCCGAGGCCACCCAGUCGCCAGCUGAGGCCGCCCAGCCGCCAGCUGUGCCCGUCAUUCACAGCAGCCAGCCGAGGCCGCCCAGCCGCCAGCUGUGCCCGUCAUUCACAGCAGCCAGCCAAGGACGCCCACAGCCAGCCGAGGCCGCCCAGCCGCCAGCUGUGCCCGUCAUUCACAGCAGCCAGCCGAGGCCACCCAGCCGCCAGCUGAGGCCGCCCAGCCGCCAGCUGUGCCCGUCAUUCACAGCAGCCAGCCGAGGCCGCCCAGCCGCCAGCUGUGCCCGUCAUUCACAGCAGCCAGCCGAGGCUGCCAGCCGCCAGCUGUGCCCGUCAUUCACAGCAGCCAGCCGAGGCCGCCCAGCCGCCAGCUGUGCCCGUCAUUUACAGCAGCCAACCGAGGCCGCCCAGCCGCCAGCUGUGCCCGUCAUUUACAGCAGCCAGCCGAGGCUGCCCGGCCGCCAGCUGUGCCCGUCAUUCACAGCAGCCAGCCGAGGCCGCCCAGCCGCCAGCUGUGCCCGUCAUUUACAGCAGCCAGCCGAGGCCGCCCGGCCGCCAGCUAUGCCCGUCAUUCACAGCAGCCAGCCGAGGCCGCCCAGCCGCCAGCUGAGGCUGCCCAGCCGCCAGCUGUGCCCGUCAUUCACAGCAGCCAGCCGAGGCCGCCCAGCCGCCAGCUGUGCCCGUCAUUCACAGCAGCCAGCCGAGGCCACCCAGCCGCCAGCUGAGGCCGCCCAGCCGCCAGCUGUGCCCGUCAUUCACAGCAGCCAGCCGAGGCCGCCCAGCCGCCAGCUGUGCCCGUCAUUCACAGCAGCCAGCCGAGGCUGCCCAGCCGCCAGCUGUGCCCGUCAUUCACAGCAGCCAGCCGAGGCCGCCCAGCCGCCAGCUGUGCCCGUCAUUCACAGCAGCCAGCCGAGGCCGCCCAGCCGCCAGCUGUGCCCGUCAUUCACAGCAGCCAGCCGAGGCCACCCAGCCCAGCCAGCCGAGGCCGCCCAGCCGCCAGCUGUGCCCGUCAUUCACAGCAGCCCGCCGAGGCCGCCCGGCCGCCAGCUGUGCCCGUCAUUCACAGCAGCCAGCCGAGGCCGCACAGCCGCCAGCUGUGCCCGUCAUUUACAGCAGCCAGCCGAGGCCGCCCGGCCGCCAGCUGUGCCCGUCAUUCACAGCAGCCAGCCAAGGACGCCCAGCCGCCAGCUGAGGCCACCCAGCCGCCAGCUGUGCCCGUCAUUCACAGCAGCCAGCCGAGGCCGCCCAGCCGCCAGCUGUGCCUGUCAUUCACAGCAGCCAGCCGAGGCCGCCCAGCCGCCAGCUGAGGCUGCCCAGCCGCCAGCUGUGCCCGUCAUUCACAGCAGCCAGCCGAGGCCGCCCAGCCGCCAGCUGUGCCCGUCAUUCACAGCAGCCAGCCGAGGCCACCCAGCCCAGCCAGCCGAGGCCGCCCAGCCGCCAGCUGUGCCCGUCAUUCACAGCAGCCAGCCGAGGCCGCCCAGCCGCCAGCUGUGCCCGUCAUUCACAGCAGCCAGCCGAGGCCGCCCAGCCGCCAGCUGUGCCCGUCAUUCACAGCAGCCAGCCGAGGCCGCCCAGCCGCCAGCUGUGCCCGUCAUUCACAGCAGCCAGCCGAGGCCACCCAGCCGCCAGCUGAGGCCGCCCAGCCGCCAGCUGUGCUCGUCAUUCACAGCAGCCAGCCGAGGCCGCCCAGCCGCCAGCUGUGCCCGUCUUUCACAGCAGCCAGCUGAGGCCACGCAGCCGCCAGCUGAGGCCGCCCAGCUGCCAGCUGUGCCCGUCAUUCACAGCAGCCAGCCGAGGCCGCCCAGCCGCCAGCUGUGCCCGUCAUUCACAGCAGCCAGCCGAGGCCGCCCAGCCGCCAGCUGUGCCCGUCAUUCACAGCAGCCAGCCGAGGCCGCCCAGCCGCCAGCUGUGCCCGUCAUUCACAGCAGCCAGCCGAGGCCGCCCAGCCGCCAGCUGUGCCCGUCAUUCACAGCAGCUAGCCGAGGCCGCCCAGCCGCCAGCUGUGCCCGUCAUUCACAGCAGCCAGCCGAGGCCGCCCAGCCGCCAGCUGUGCCCGUCAUUCACAGCAGCCAGCCGAGGCCGCACAGCCGCCAGCUGUGCCCGUCAUUCACAGCUGCCAGCCAAGGCCGCCCAGCCGCCAGCUGUGCCCGUCAUUUACAGCAGCCAGCUGAGGCCGCCCAGCCGCCAGCUGUGCCCGUCAUUCACAGCAGCCAGCCGAGGCCGCCCAGCCGCCAGCUGUGCCCGUCAUUCACAGCAGCAAGCCGAGGCUGCCCAGCCGCCAGCUGUGCCCGUCAUUUACAGCAGCAAGCCGAGGCCGCCCAGCCGCCAGCUGUGCCCGUCAUUUACAGCAGCCAGCCGAGGCCGCCCAGCCGCCAGCUGUGCCCGUCAUUCACAGCAGCCAGCCGAGGCCACCCAGCCGCCAGCUGUGCCCGUCAUUCUCAGCAGCCAGCCGAGGCCACCCAGCCGCCAGCUGAGGCCGCCCAGCCGCCAGCUGUGCCCGUCAUUCACAGCAGCCAGCCGAGGCCGCCAAGCCGCCAGCAGCCAGCCGAGGCCGCCCAGCCGCCAGCUGUGCCCGUCAUUCACAGCAGCCAGCCGAGGCCGCCCAGCCGCCAGCUGAGGCUGCCCAGCCGCCAGCUGUGCCCGUCAUUCACAGCAGCCAGCCGAGGCCGCCCAGCCGCCAGCUGUGCCCGUCAUUCACAGCAGCCAGCCGAGGCCACCCAGCCGCCAGCUGAGGCCGCCCAGCCGCCAGCUGUGCCCGUCAUUCACAGCAGCCAGCCGAGGCCGCCCAGCCGCCAGCUGAGGCUGCCCAGCCGCCAGCUGUGCGCGUCAUUCACAGCAGCCAGCCGUGGCCGCCCAGCCGCCAGCUUUGCCCGUCAUUCACAGCAGCCAGCCGAGGCCGCCCAGCCGCCAGCUCAGCCAGCCGAGGCCGCCCAGCCGCCAGCUGUGCCCGUCAUUCACAGCAGCCAGCCGAGGCCGCCCAGCCGCCAGCUGUGCCGUCAUUCACAGCAGCCAGCCGAGGCCGCCCAGCCGCCAGCUGUGCCAGUCAUUCACAGCAGCCAGCCGAAGCCACCCAGCCGCCAGCUGAGGCCGCCCAGCCGCCAGCUGUGCCCGUCAUUCACAGCAGCCAGCCGAGGCCACCCAGCCGCCAGCUGUGCCCGUCAUUCACAGCAGCCAGCCGAGGCCACCCAGCCGCCAGCUGAGGCCGCCCAGCCGCCAGCUGUACCCGUCAUUCACAGCAGCCAGCCGAGGCCGCCCAGCCGCCAGCUGUGCCCGUCAUUCACAGCAGCCAGCCGAGGCUGCCAGCCGCCAGCUGUGCCCGUCAUUCACAGCAGCCAGCCGAGGCCGCCCAGCCGCCUGCUGUGCCCGUCAUUUACAGCAGCCAGCCGAGGCUGCCCGGCCGCCAGCUGUGCCCGUCAUUUACAGCAGCCAGCCGAGGCUGCCCGGCCGCCAGCUGUGCCCGUCAUUCACAGCAGCCAGCCGAGGCUGCCCAGCCGCCAACUGUGCCCGUCAUUUACAGCAGCCAGCCGAGGCCGCCCGGCCGCCAGCUGUGCCCGUCAUUCACAGCAGCCAGCCGAGGCCGCCCAGCCGCCAGCUGAGGCUGCCAAGCCGCCAGCUGUGCCCGUCAUUCACAGCAGCCAGCCGAGGCCGCCCAGCCGCCAGCUGUGCCCGUCAUUCACAGCAGCCAGCCGAGGCCACCCAGCCCAGCCAGCCGAGGCCGCCCAGCCGCCAGCUGUGCCCGUCAUUCACAGCAGCCAGCCGAGGCUGCCCAGCCGCCAGCUGUGCCCGUCAUUCACAGCAGCCAGCCGAGGCCGCCCAGCCGCCAGCUGUGCCCGUCAUUCACAGCAGCCAGCCGAGGCCGCCCAGCCGCCAGCUGUGCCCGUCAUUCACAGCAGCCAGCCGAGGCCACCCAGCCGCCAGCUGAGGCCGCCCAGCCGCCAGCUGUGCCCGUCAUUCACAGCAGCCAGCCGAGGCCACCCAGCCGCCAGCUGUGCCCGUCAUUCACAGCAGCCAGCCGAGGCCACCCAGCCGCCAGCUGAGGCCGCCCAGCCGCCAGCUGUGCCCGUCAUUCACAGCAGCCAGCCGAGGCCGCCCAGCCGCCAGCUGUGCCCGUCAUUCACAGCAGCCAGCCGAGGCUGCCCAGCCGCCAGCUGUGCCCGUAAUUCACAGCAGCCAGCCAAGGCCGCCCAGCCGCCAGCUGUGCCCGUCAUUUACAGCAGCGAGCCGAGGCCGCCCAGCCACCAGCUGUGCCCGUCAUUUACAGCAGCCCGCCGAGGCCGCCCGGCCGCCAGCUGUGCCCGUCAUUCACAGCAGCCAGCCGAGGCCGCCCAGCCGCCAGCUGUGCCCGUCAUUUACAGCAGCCAGCCGAGGCCGCCCGGCCGCCAGCUGUGCCCGUCAUUCACAGCAGCCAGCGAAGGACGCCCAGCCCAGCCAGCCGAGGCCGCCCAGCCGCCAGCUGUGCCCGUCAUUCACAGCAGCCAGCCGAGGCCACCCAGCCGCCAGCUGAGGCCACCCAGCCGCCAGCUGUGCCCGUCAUUCACAGCAGCCAGCCGAGGCCGCCCAGCCGACAGCUGUGCCCGUCAUUCACAGCAGCCAGCCGAGGCCACCCAUCCGCCAGCUGAGGCCGCCCAGCCGCCAGCUGUGCCCGUCAUUCACAGCAGCCAGCCGAGGCCGCCCAGCCGCCAGCUGUGCCCGUCAUUCACAGCAGCCAGCCGAGGCUGCCCAGCCGCCAGCUGUGCCCGUCAUUCACAGCAGCCAGCCGAGGCCGCCCAGCCGCCAGCUGUGCCCGUCAUUCACAGCAGCCAGCCGAGGCCACCCAGCCGCCAGCUGAGGCCGCCCAGCCGCCAGCUGUGCUCGUCAUUCACAGCAGGCAGCCGAGGCCGCCCAGCCGCCAGCUGUGCCCGUCAUUCACAGCAGCCAGCCGAGGCCACCCAGCCGCCAGCUGAGGCCGCCCAGCCGCCAGCUGUGCCCGUCAUUCACAGCAGCCAGCCGAGGCCGCCCAGCCGCCAGCUGUGCCCGUCAUUCACAGCAGCCAGCCGAGGCUGCCCAGCCGCCAGCUGUGCCCGUAAUUCACAGCAGCCAGCCAAGGCCGCCCAGCCGCCAGCUGUGCCCGUCAUUUACAGCAGCCAGCCGAGGCCGCCCAGCCACCAGCUGUGCCCGUCAUUUACAGCAGCCCGCCGAGGCCGCCCGGCCGCCAGCUGUGCCCGUCAUUCACAGCAGCCAGCCGAGGCCGCCCAGCCGCCAGCUGUGCCCGUCAUUUACAGCAGCCAGCCGAGGCCGCCCGGCCGCCAGCUGUCUGCCAGCCAAGGCCGCCCAGCCGCCAGCUGUGCCCGUCAUUUACAGCAGCCAGCUGAGGCCGCCCAGCCGCCAGCUGUGCCCGUCAUUCACAGCAGCCAGCCGAGGCCGCCCAGCCGCCAGCUGUGCCCGUCAUUCACAGCAGCCAGCCGAGGCUGCCCAGCCGCCAGCUGUGCCCGUCAUUUACAGCAGCAAGCCGAGGCUGCCCAGCCGCCAGCUGUGCCCGUCAUUUACAGCAGCCAGCUGAGGCCGCCCAGCCGCCAGCUGUGCCCGUCAUUCACAGCAGCCAGCCGAGGCCACCCAGCCGCCAGCUGUGCCCGUCAUUCUCAGCAGCCAGCCGAGGCCACCCAGCCGCCAGCUGAGGCCGCCCAGCCGCCAGCUGUGCCCGUCAUUCACAGCAGCCAGCCGAGGCCGCCAAGCCGCCAGCAGCCAGCCGAGGCCGCCCAGCCGCCAGCUGUGCCCGUCAUUCACAGCAGCCAGCCGAGGCUGCCCAGCCGCCAGCUGAGGCUGCCCAGCCGCCAGCUGUGCCCGUCAUUCACAGCAGCCAGCCGAGGCCGCCCAGCCGCCAGCUGUGCCCGUCAUUCACAGCAGCCAGCCGAGGCCACCCAGCCGCCAGCUGAGGCCGCCCAGCCGCCAGCUGUGCCCGUCAUUCACAGCAGCCAGCCGAGGCCGCCCAGCCGCCAGCUGAGGCUGCCCAGCCGCCAGCUGUGCCCGUCAUUCACAGCAGCCAGCCGUGGCCGCCCAGCCGCCAGCUUUGCCCGUCAUUCACAGCAGCCAGCCGAGGCCGCCCAGCCGCCAGCUCAGCCAGCCGAGGCCGCCCAGCCGCCAGCUGUGCCCGUCAUUCACAGCAGCCAGCCGAGGCCGCCCAGCCGCCAGCUGUGCCGUCAUUCACAGCAGCCAGCCGAGGCCGCCCAGCCGCCAGCUGUGCCAGUCAUUCACAGCAGCCAGCCGAAGCCACCCAGCCGCCAGCUGAGGCCGCCCAGCCGCCAGCUGUGCCCGUCAUUCACAGCAGCCAGCCGAGGCCACCCAGCCGCCAGCUGUGCCCGUCAUUCACAGCAGCCAGCCGAGGCCACCCAGCCGCCAGCUGAGGCCGCCCAGCCGCCAGCUGUACCCGUCAUUCACAGCAGCCAGCCGAGGCCGCCCAGCCGCCAGCUGUGCCCGUCAUUCACACCAGCCAGCCGAGGCUGCCAGCCGCCAGCUGUGCCCGUCAUUCACAGCAGCCAGCCGAGGCCGCCCAGCCGCCUGCUGUGCCCGUCAUUUACAGCAGCCAGCCGAGGCUGCCCGGCCGCCAGCUGUGCCCGUCAUUUACAGCAGCCAGCCGAGGCUGCCCGGCCGCCAGCUGUGCCCGUCAUUCACAGCAGCCAGCCGAGGCUGCCCAGCCGCCAACUGUGCCCGUCAUUUACAGCAGCCAGCCGAGGCCGCCCGGCCGCCAGCUGUGCCCGUCAUUCACAGCAGCCAGCCGAGGCCGCCCAGCCGCCAGCUGAGGCUGCCAAGCCGCCAGCUGUGCCCGUCAUUCACAGCAGCCAGCCGAGGCCGCCCAGCCGCCAGCUGUGCCCGUCAUUCACAGCAGCCAGCCGAGGCCACCCAGCCCAGCCAGCCGAGGCCGCCCAGCCGCCAGCUGUGCCCGUCAUUCACAGCAGCCAGCCGAGGCUGCCCAGCCGCCAGCUGUGCCCGUCAUUCACAGCAGCCAGCCGAGGCCGCCCAGCCGCCAGCUGUGCCCGUCAUUCACAGCAGCCAGCCGAGGCCGCCCAGCCGCCAGCUGUGCCCGUCAUUCACAGCAGCCAGCCGAGGCCACCCAGCCGCCAGCUGAGGCCGCCCAGCCGCCAGCUGUGCCCGUCAUUCACAGCAGCCAGCCGAGGCCACCCAGCCGCCAGCUGUGCCCGUCAUUCACAGCAGCCAGCCGAGGCCACCCAGCCGCCAGCUGAGGCCGCCCAGCCGCCAGCUGUGCCCGUCAUUCACAGCAGCCAGCCGAGGCCGCCCAGCCGCCAGCUUUGCCCGUCAUUCACAGCAGCCAGCCGAGGCCGCCCAGCCGCCAGCUGUGCCCGUCAUUCACAGCAGCCAGCCGAGGCUGCCCAGCCGCCAGCUGUGCCCCAGCGAGCCGAGGCCGCCCAGCCACCAGCUGUGCCCGUCAUUUACAGCAGCCAGCUGAGGCCGCCCAGCCGCCAGCUGUGCCCGUCAUUCACAGCUGCCAGCCAAGGCCGCCCAGCCGCCAGCUGUGCCCGUCAUUUACAGCAGCCAGCUGAGGCCGCCCAGCCGCCAGCUGUGCCCGUCAUUCACAGCAGCCAGCCGAGGCCGCCCAGCCGCCAGCUGUGCCCGUCAUUCACAGCAGCAAGCCGAGGCUGCCCAGCCGCCAGCUGUGCCCGUCAUUUACAGCAGCAAGCCGAGGCCGCCCAGCCGCCAGCUGUGCCCGUCAUUUACAGCAGCCAGCCGAGGCCGCCCAGCCGCCAGCUGUGCCCGUCAUUCACAGCAGCCAGCCGAGGCCACCCAGCCGCCAGCUGUGCCCGUCAUUCUCAGCAGCCAGCCGAGGCCACCCAGCCGCCAGCUGAGGCCGCCCAGCCGCCAGCUGUGCCCGUCAUUCACAGCAGCCAGCCGAGGCCGCCAAGCCGCCAGGUGUGCCCGUCAUUCACAGCAGCCAGCCGAGGUAGCCCAGCCGCCAGCUGUGCCCGUCAUUUACAGCAGCCAGCCGAGGCCGCCCAGCCGCCAGCUGUGCCCGUCAUUUACAGCAGCCAGCCGAGGCCGCCCAGCCGCCAGCUGUGCCCGUCAUUCACAGCAGCCAGCCGAGGCCGCCCACAGCCAGCCGAGGCCGCCCAGCCGCCAGCUGUGCCCGUCAUUCACAGCAGCCAGCCGAAGCCACCCAGCCGCCAGCUGAGGCCGCCCAGCCGCCAGCUGUGCCCGUCAUUCACAGCAGCCAGCCGAGGCCACCCAGCCGCCAGCUGUGCCCGUCAUUCACAGCAGCCAGCCGAGGCCACCCAGCCGCCAGCUGAGGCCGCCCAGCCGCCAGCUGUACCCGUCAUUCACAGCAGCCAGCCGAGGCCGCCCAGCCGCCAGCUGUGCCCGUCAUUCACAGCAGCCAGCCGAGGCUGCCAGCCGCCAGCUGUGCCCGUCAUUCACAGCAGCCAGCCGAGGCCGCCCAGCCGCCUGCUGUGCCCGUCAUUUACAGCAGCCAGCCGAGGCUGCCCGGCCGCCAGCUGUGCCCGUCAUUUACAGCAGCCAGCCGAGGCUGCCCGGCCGCCAGCUGUGCCCGUCAUUCACAGCAGCCAGCCGAGGCUGCCCAGCCGCCAACUGUCCCCGUCAUUUACAGCAGCCAGCCGAGGCCGCCCGGCCGCCAGCUGUGCCCGUCAUUCACAGCAGCCAGCCGAGGCCGCCCAGCCGCCAGCUGAGGCUGCCAAGCCGCCAGCUGUGCCCGUCAUUCACAGCAGCCAGCCGAGGCCGCCCAGCCGCCAGCUGUGCCCGUCAUUCACAGCAGCCAGCCGAGGCCACCCAGCCCAGCCAGCCGAGGCCGCCCAGCCGCCAGCUGUGCCCGUCAUUCACAGCAGCCAGCCGAGGCUGCCCAGCCGCCAGCUGUGCCCGUCAUUCACAGCAGCCAGCCGAGGCCGCCCAGCCGCCAGCUGUGCCCGUCAUUCACAGCAGCCAGCCGAGGCCGCCCAGCCGCCAGCUGUGCCCGUCAUUCACAGCAGCCAGCCGAGGCCACCCAGCCGCCAGCUGAGGCCGCCCAGCCGCCAGCUGUGCCCGUCAUUCACAGCAGCCAGCCGAGGCCACCCAGCCGCCAGCUGUGCCCGUCAUUCACAGCAGCCAGCCGAGGCCACCCAGCCGCCAGCUGAGGCCGCCCAGCCGCCAGCUGUGCCCGUCAUUCACAGCAGCCAGCCGAGGCCGCCCAGACGCCAGCUUUGCCCGUCAUUCACAGCAGCCAGCCGAGGCCGCCCAGCCGCCAGCUGUGCCCGUCAUUCACAGCAGCCAGCCGAGGCUGCCCAGCCGCCAGCUGUGCCCCAGCGAGCCGAGGCCGCCCAGCCACCAGCUGUGCCCGUCAUUUACAGCAGCCAGCUGAGGCCGCCCAGCCGCCAGCUGUGCCCGUCAUUCACAGCUGCCAGCCAAGGCCGCCCAGCCGCCAGCUGUGCCCGUCAUUUACAGCAGCCAGCUGAGGCCGCCCAGCCGCCAGCUGUGCCCGUCAUUCACAGCAGCCAGCCGAGGCCGCCCAGCCGCCAGCUGUGCCCGUCAUUCACAGCAGCAAGCCGAGGCUGCCCAGCCGCCAGCUGUGCCCGUCAUUUACAGCAGCAAGCCGAGGCCGCCCAGCCGCCAGCUGUGCCCGUCAUUUACAGCAGCCAGCCGAGGCCGCCCAGCCGCCAGCUGUGCCCGUCAUUCACAGCAGCCAGCCGAGGCCACCCAGCCGCCAGCUGUGCCCGUCAUUCUCAGCAGCCAGCCGAGGCCACCCAGCCGCCAGCUGAGGCCGCCCAGCCGCCAGCUGUGCCCGUCAUUCACAGCAGCCAGCCGAGGCCGCCAAGCCGCCAGCAGCCAGCCGAGGCCGCCCAGCCGCCAGCUGUGCCCGUCAUUCACAGCAGCCAGCCGAGGCCGCCCAGCCGCCAGCUGAGGCUGCCCAGCCGCCAGCUGUGCCCGUCAUUCACAGCAGCCAGCCGACGCCGCCCAGCCGCCAGCUGUGCCCGUCAUUCACAGCAGCCAGCCGAGGCCACCCAGCCGCCAGCUGAGGCCGCCCAGCCGCCAGCUGUGCCCGUCAUUCACAGCAGCCAGCCGAGGCCGCCCAGCCGCCAGCUGAGGCUGCCCAGCCGCCAGCUGUGCCCGUCAUUCACAGCAGCCAGCCGUGGCCGCCCAGCCGCCAGCUUUGCCCGUCAUUCACAGCAGCCAGCCGAGGCCGCCCAGCCGCCAGCUCAGCCAGCCGAGGCCGCCCAGCCGCCAGCUGUGCCCGUCAUUCACAGCAGCCAGCCGAGGCCGCCCAGCCGCCAGCUGUGCCGUCAUUCACAGCAGCCAGCCGAGGCCGCCCAGCCGCCAGCUGUGCCAGUCAUUCACAGCAGCCAGCCGAAGCCACCCAGCCGCCAGCUGAGGCCGCCCAGCCGCCAGCUGUGCCCGUCAUUCACAGCAGCCAGCCGAGGCCACCCAGCCGCCAGCUGUGCCCGUCAUUCACAGCAGCCAGCCGAGGCCAGCCAGCCGCCAGCUGAGGCCGCCCAGCCGCCAGCUGUACCCGUCAUUCACAGCAGCCAGCCGAGGCCGCCCAGCCGCCAGCUGUGCCCGUCAUUCACAGCAGCCAGCCGAGGCUGCCAGCCGCCAGCUGUGCCCGUCAUUCACAGCAGCCAGCCGAGGCCGCCCAGCCGCCUGCUGUGCCCGUCAUUUACAGCAGCCAGCCGAGGCUGCCCGGCCGCCAGCUGUGCCCGUCAUUUACAGCAGCCAGCCGAGGCUGCCCGGCCGCCAGCUGUGCCCGUCAUUCACAGCAGCCAGCCGAGGCUGCCCAGCCGCCAACUGUGCCCGUCAUUUACAGCAGCCAGCCGAGGCCGCCCGGCCGCCAGCUGUGCCCGUCAUUCACAGCAGCCAGCCGAGGCCGCCCAGCCGCCAGCUGAAGCUUCCAAGCCGCCAGCUGUGCCCGUCAUUCACAGCAGCCAGCCGAGGCCGCCCAGCCGCCAGCUGUGCCCGUCAUUCACAGCAGCCAGCCGAGGCCACCCAGCCCAGCCAGCCGAGGCCGCCCAGCCGCCAGCUGUGCCCGUCAUUCACAGCAGCCAGCCGAGGCUGCCCAGCCGCCAGCUGUGCCCGUCAUUCACAGCAGCCAGCCGAGGCCGCCCAGCCGCCAGCUGUGCCCGUCAUUCACAGCAGCCAGCCGAGGCCGCCCAGCCGCCAGCUGUGCCCGUCAUUCACAGCAGCCAGCCGAGGCCACCCAGCCGCCAGCUGAGGCCGCCCAGCCGCCAGCUGUGCCCGUCAUUCACAGCAGCCAGCCGAGGCCACCCAGCCGCCAGCUGUGCCCGUCAUUCACAGCAGCCAGCCGAGGCCACCCAGCCGCCAGCUGAGGCCGCCCAGCCGCCAGCUGUGCCCGUCAUUCACAGCAGCCAGCCGAGGCCGCCCAGCCGCCAGCUUUGCCCGUCAUUCACAGCAGCCAGCCGAGGCCGCCCAGCCGCCAGCUGUGCCCGUCAUUCACAGCAGCCAGCCGAGGCUGCCCAGCCGCCAGCUGUGCCCGUAAUUCACAGCAGCCAGCCAAGGCCGCCCAGCCGCCAGCUGUGCCCGUCAUUUACAGCAGCGAGCCGAGGCCGCCCAGCCACCAGCUGUGCCCGUCAUUUACAGCAGCCCGCCGAGGCCGCCCGGCCGCCAGCUGUGCCCGUCAUUCACAGCAGCCAGCCGAGAUCGCCCAGCCGCCAGCUGUGCCCGUCAUUUACAGCAGCCAGCCGAGGCCGCCCGGCCGCCAGCUGUGCCCGUCAUUCACAGCAGCCAGCGAAGGACGCCCAGCCGCCAGCUGAGGCCACCCAGCCGCCAGCUGUGCCCGUCAUUCACAGCAGCCAGCCGAGGCCGCCCAGCCGCCAGCUGUGCCCGUCAUUCACAGCAGCCAGCCGAGGCCGCCCACAGCCAGCCGAGGCCGCCCAGCCGCCAGCUGUGCCCGUCAUUCACAGCAGCCAGCCGAGGCCACCCAGCCGCCAGCUGAGGCCACCCAGCCGCCAGCUGUGCCCGUCAUUCACAGCAGCCAGCCGAGGCCGCCCAGCCGACAGCUGUGCCCGUCAUUCACAGCAGCCAGCCGAGGCCACCCAUCCGCCAGCUGAGGCCGCCCAGCCGCCAGCUGUGCCCGUCAUUCACAGCAGCCAGCCGAGGCCGCCCAGCCGCCAGCUGUGCCCGUCAUUCACAGCAGCCAGCCGAGGCUGCCCAGCCGCCAGCUGUGCCCGUCAUUCACAGCAGCCAGCCGAGGCCGCCCAGCCGCCAGCUGUGCCCGUCAUUCACAGCAGCCAGCCGAGGCCACCCAGCUGCCAGCUGAGGCCGCCCAGCCGCCAGCUGUGCUCGUCAUUCACAGCAGGCAGCCGAGGCCGCCCAGCCGCCAGCUGUGCCCGUCAUUCACAGCAGCCAGCCGAGGCCACCCAGCCGCCAGCUGAGGCCGCCCAGCCGCCAGCUGUGCCCGUCAUUCACAGCAGCCAGCCGAGGCCGCCCAGCCGCCAGCUGUGCCCGUCAUUCACAGCAGCCAGCCGAGGCUGCCCAGCCGCCAGCUGUGCCCGUAAUUCACAGCAGCCAGCCAAGGCCGCCCAGCCGCUAGCUGUGCCCGUCAUUUACAGCAGCCAGCCGAGGCCGCCCAGCCACCAGCUGUGCCCGUCAUUUACAGCAGCCCGCCGAGGCCGCCCGGCCGCCAGCUGUGCCCGUCAUUCACAGCAGCCAGCCGAGGCCGCCCAGCCGCCAGCUGUGCCCGUCAUUUACAGCAGCCAGCCGAGGCCGCCCGGCCGCCAGCUGUGCCCGUCAUUCACAGCAGCCAGCGAAGGACGCCCAGCCCAGCCAGCCGAGGCCGCCCAGUCGCCAGCUGUGCCCGUCAUUCACAGCAGCCAGCCGAGGCCACCCAGCCGCCAGCUGAGGCCACCCAGCCGCCAGCUGUGCCCAUCAUUCACAGCAGCCAGCCGAGGCCGCCCAGCCGACAGCUGUGCCCGUCAUUCACAGCAGCCAGCCGAGGCCACCCAUCCGCCAGCUGAGGCCGCCCAGCCGCCAGCUGUGCCCGUCAUUCACAGCAGCCAGCCGAGGCCGCCCAGCCGCCAGCUGUGCCCGUCAUUCACAGCAGCCAGCCGAGGCUGCCCAGCCGCCAGCUGUGCCCGUCAUUCACAGCAGCCAGCCGAGGCCGCCCAGCCGCCAGCUGUGCCCGUCAUUCACAGCAGCCAGCCGAGGCCUCCCAGCCGCCAGCUGAGGCCGCCCAGCCGCCAGCUGUGCUCGUCAUUCACAGCAGGCAGCCGAGGCCGCCCAGCCGCCAGCUGUGCCCGUCAUUCACAGCAGCCAGCCGAGGCCACCCAGCCGCCAGCUGAGGCCGCCCAGCUGCCAGCUGUGCCCGUCAUUCACAGCAGCCAGCCGAGGCCGCCCAGCCGCCAGCUGUGCCCGUCAUUCACAGCAGCCAGCCGAGGCCGCCCAGCCGCCAGCUGUGCCCGUCAUUCACAGCAGCCAGCCGAGGCCGCCCAGCCGCCAGCUGUGCCCGUCAUUCACAGCAGCCAGCCGAGGCCGCCCAGCCGCCAGCUGUGCCCGUCAUUCACAGCAGCCAGCCGAGGCCGCCCAGCCGCCAGCUGUGCCCGUCAUUCACAGCAGCCAGCCGAGGCCGCCCAGCCGCCAGCUGUGCCCGUCAUUCACAGCAGCCAGCCGAGGCCGCCCAGCCGCCAGCUGUGCCCGUCAUUCACAGCAGCCAGCCGAGGCCGCCCAGCCGCCAGCUGUGCCCGUCAUUCACAGCAGCCAGCCGAGGCCACCCAGCCGCCAGCUGAGGCUGCCCAGCCGCCAGCUGUGCCCGUCAUUCACAGCAGCCAGCCGAGGCCGCCCAGCCGCCAGCUGUGCCCGUCAUUCACAGCACAGCCAGCCGAGGCCGCCCAGCCGCCAGCUGUGCCCGUCAUUCACAGCAGCCAGCCGAGGCUGCCCAGCCGCCAGCUGUGCCCGUCAUUUACAGCAGCAAGCCGAGGCCGCCCAGCCGCCAGCUGUGCCCGUCAAUUACAGCAGCCAGCCGAGGCCGCCCAGCCGCCAGCUGUGCCCGUCAUUCACAGCAGCCAGCCGAGGCCACCCAGCCGCCAGCUGUGCCCGUCAUUCACAGCAGCCAGCCGAGGCCGCCCAGCCGCCAGCUGUGCCCGUCAUUCACAGCAGCCAGCCGAGGCCGCCCAGCCGCCAGCUGUGCCCGUCAUUCACAGCAGCCAGCCGAGGCCGCCCAGCCGCCAGCUGUGCCCGUCAUUCACAGCAGCCAGCCGAGGCCGCCCAGCCGCCAGCUGUGCCCGUCAUUCACAGCAGCCAGCCGAGGCCGCCCAGCCGCCAGCUGUGCCCGUCAUUCACAGCAGCCAGCCGAGGCCGCCCAGCCGCCAGCUGAGGCUGCCCAGCCGCCAGCUGUGCCCGUCAUUCACAGCAGCCAGCCGAGGCCGCCCAGCCGCCAGCUGUGCCCGUCAUUCACAGCAGCCAGCUGAGGCCGCCCAGCCGCCAGCUGUGCCCGUCAUUCACAGCAGCCAGCCGAGGCCGCCCAGCCGCCAGCUCAGCCAGCCGAGGCCGCCCAGCCGCCAGCUGUGCCCGUCAUUCACAGCAGCCAGCCGAGGCCACCCAGCCGCCAGCUGUGCCCGUCAUUCACAGCAGCCAGCCGAGGCCGCCCAGCCGCCAGCUGUGCCCGUCAUUCACAGCAGCCAGCCGAGGCCGCCCAGCCGCCAGCUGAGGCUGCCCAGCCGCCAGCUGUGCCCGUCAUUCACAGCAGCCAGCCGAGGCCGCCCAGCCGCCAGCUGUGCCCGUCAUUCACAGCAGCCAGCUGAGGCCGCCCAGCCGCCAGCUGUGCCCGUCAUUCACAGCAGCCAGCCGAGGCCGCCCAGAGGCCAGCUGUGCCCGUCAUUCACAGCAGCCAGCCGAGGCCGCCCAGCCGCCAGCUGUGCCCGUCAUUUACAGCAGCCAGCAGAGGCCGCCCAGCCGCCAGCUGUGCACGUCAUUCACAGCAGCCAGCCGAGGCCGCCCAGCCGCCAGCUGUGCCCGUCAUUCACAGCAGCCAGCCGAGGCUGCCCAGCCGCCAGCUGUGCCCGUCAUUUACAGCAGCCAGCCGAGGCCGCCCAGCCGCCAGGAUUGCCCGUCAAUUACAGCAGCCAGCCGAGGCCGCCCAGCCGCCAGCUGUGCCCGUCAUUCACAGCAGCCAGCCGAGGCCACCCAGCCGCCAGCUGUGCCCGUCAUUCUCAGCAGCCAGCCGAGGCCACCCAGCCGCCAGCCGAGGCCGCCCAGCCGCCAGCUGAGGCUGCCCAGCCGCCAGCUGUGCCCGUCAUUCACAGCAGCCAGCCGAGGCCGCCCAGCCGCCAGCUGUGCCCGUCAUUCACAGCAGCCAGCCGAGGCCGCCCAGCCGCCAGCUGUGCCCGUCAUUCACAGCAGCCAGCCGAGGCCGCCCAGCCGCCAGCUGUGCCCGUCAUUCACAGCAGCCAGCCGAGGCCACCCAGCCGCCAGCUGAGGCUGCCCAGCCGCCAGCUGUGCCCGUCAUUCACAGCAGCCAGCCGAGGCCGCCCAGCCGCCAGCUGUGCCCGUCAUUCACAGCAGCCAGCUGAGGCCGCCCAGCCGCCAGCUGUGCCCGUCAUUCACAGCAGCCAGCCGAGGCCGCCCAGCCGCCAGCUGUGCCCGUCAUUCACAGCAGCCAGCCGAGGCUGCCCAGCCGCCAGCUGUGCCCGUCAUUUACAGCAGCAAGCCGAGGCCGCCCAGCCGCCAGCUGUGCCCGUCAAUUACAGCAGCCAGCCGAGGCCGCCCAGCCGCCAGCUGUGCCCGUCAUUCACAGCAGCCAGCCGAGGCCGCCCAGCCGCCAGCUGUGCCCGUCAUUCACAGCAGCCAGCCGAGGCCGCCCAGCCGCCAGCUGUGCCCGUCAUUCACAGCAGCCAGCCGAGGCCGCCCAGCCGCCAGCUGUGCCCGUCAUUCACAGCAGCCAGCCGAGGCCGCCCAGCCGCCAGCUGUGCCCGUCAUUCACAGCAGCCAGCCGAGGCCGCCCAGCCGCCAGCUGUGCCCGUCAUUCACAGCAGCCAGCCGAGGCCGCCCAGCCGCCAGCUGAGGCUGCCCAGCCGCCAGCUGUGCCCGUCAUUCACAGCAGCCAGCCGAGGCCGCCCAGCCGCCAGCUGUGCCCGUCAUUCACAGCAGCCAGCUGAGGCCGCCCAGCCGCCAGCUGUGCCCGUCAUUCACAGCAGCCAGCCGAGGCCGCCCAGCCGCCAGCUGUGCCCGUCAUUCACAGCAGCCAGCCGAGGCUGCCCAGCCGCCAGCUGUGCCCGUCAUUUACAGCAGCAAGCCGAGGCCGCCCAGCCGCCAGCUGUGCCCGUCAAUUACAGCAGCCAGCCGAGGCCGCCCAGCCGCCAGCUGUGCCCGUCAUUCACAGCAGCCAGCCGAGGCCACCCAGCCGCCAGCUGUGCCCGUCAUUCACAGCAGCCAGCCGAGGCCGCCCAGCCGCCAGCUGUGCCCGUCAUUCACAGCAGCCAGCCGAGGCCACCCAGCCGCCAGCUGAGGCCGCCCAGCCGCCAGCUGUGCCCGUCAUUCACAGCAGCCAGCCGAGCAGCCAGCCGAGGCCGCCCAGCCGCCAGCUUUGCCCGUCAUUCACAGCAGCCAGGCGAGGCCGCCCAGCCGCCAGCUGUGCCCGUCAUUCACAGCAGCCAGCUGAGGCCGCCCAGCCGCCAGCUGUGCCCGUCAUUCACAGCAGCCAGCCGAGGCCGCCCAGCCGCCAGCUGUGCCCGUCAUUCACAGCAGCCAGCCGAGGCCACCCAGCCGCCACUUGAGGCCGCCCAGCCGCCAGCUGAGGCCGCCCAGCCGCCAGCUGUGCCCGUCAUUCACAGCAGCGAGCCGAGGCCGCCCAGCCGCCAGCUGUGCCCGUCAUUCACAGCAGCCAGCCGAGGCCACCCAGCCCAGCCAGCCGAGGCCGCCCAGCCGCCAGCUUUGCCCGUCAUUUACAGCAGCCAGCCGAGGCCGCCCAGCCGCCAGCUGAGGCCGCCCAGCCGCCAGCUGUGCCCGUCAUUCACAGCAGCCAGCCGAGGCCGCCCAGCCGCCAGCUGUGCCCAUCAUUCACAGCAGCCAGCCGAGGCCACCCAGCCGCCAGCUGAGGCCGCCCAGCCGCCAGCUGUGCCCGUCAUUCACAGCAGCCAGCCGAGGCCGCCCAGCCGCCAGCUGUGCCCGUCAUUCACAGCAGCCAGCCGAGGCUGCCCAGCCGCCAGCUGUGCCCAUCAUUUACAGCAGCCAGCCGAGGCCGCCCAGCCGUCAGCUGUGCCCGUCAUUUACAGCAGCCAGCCGAGGCUGCCCGGCCGCCAGCUGUGCCCGUCAUUCACAGCAGCCAGCCGAGGCUGCCCAGCCGCCAACUGUGCCCGUCAUUUACAGCAGCCAGCCGAGGCCGCCCGGCCGCCAGCUGUGCCCGUCAUUCACAGCAGCCAGCCGAGGCCGCCCAGCCGCCAGCUGAGGCUGCCAAGCCGCCAGCUGUGCCCGUCAUUCACAGCAGCCAGCCGAGGCCGCCCAGCCGCCAGCUGUGCCCGUCAUUCACAGCAGCCAGCCGAGGCCACCCAGCCGCCAGCUGAGGCCGCCCAGCCGCCAGCUGUGCCCGUCAUUCACAGCAGCCAGCCGAGGCCGCCCAGCCGCCAGCUGUGCCCGUCAUUCACAGCAGCCAGCCGAGGCUGCCCAGCCGCCAGCUGUGCCCGUCAUUCACAGCAGCCAGCCGAGGCCGCCCAGCCGCCAGCUGUGCCCGUCAUUCACAGCAGCCAGCCGAGGCCGCCCAGCCGCCAGCUGUGCCCGUCAUUCACAGCAGCCAGCCGAGGCCACCAGCCAGCCGAGGCCACCCAGCCGCCAGCUGUGCCCGUCAUUCACAGCAGCCAGCCGAGGCCACCCAGCCGCCAGCUGAGGCCGCCCAGCCGCCAGCUGUGCCCGUCAUUCACAGCAGCCAGCCGAGGCCGCCCAGCCGACAGCUGUGCCCGUCAUUCACAGCAGCCAGCCGAGGCUGCCCAGCCGCCAGCUGUGCCCGUAAUUCACAGCAGCCAGCCAAGGCCGCCCAGCCGCCAGCUGUGCCCGUCAUUUACAGCAGCCAGCCGAGGCUGCCCAGCCACCAGCUGUGCCCGUCAUUUACAGCAGCCCGCCGAGGCCGCCCGGCCGCCAGCUGUGCCCGUCAUUCACAGCAGCCAGCCGAGGCCGCCCAGCCGCCAGCUGUGCCCGUCAUUUACAGCAGCCAGCCGAGGCCGCCCGGCCGCCAGCUGUGCCCGUCAUUCACAGCAGCCAGCAAAGGACGCCCAGCCGCCAGCUGAGGCCACCCAGCCGCCAGCUGUGCCCGUCAUUCACAGCAGCCAGCCGAGGCCGCCCAGCCGCCAGCUGUGCCCGUCAUUCACAGCAGCCAGCCGAGGCCGCCCACAGCCAGCCGAGGCCGCCCAGCCGCCAGCUGUGCCCGUCAUUCACAGCAGCCAGCCGAGGCCACCCAGCCGCCAGCUGAGGCCACCCAGCCGCCAGGUGUGCCCGUCAUUCACAGCAGCCAGCCGAGGCCGCCCAGCCGACAGCUGUGCCCGUCAUUCACAGCAGCCAGCCGAGGCCACCCAUCCGCCAGCUGAGGCCGCCCAGCCGCCAGCUGUGCCCGUCAUUCACAGCAGCCAGCCGAGGCCGCCCAGCCGCCAGCUGUGCCCGUCAUUCACAGCAGCCAGCCGAGGCUGCCCAGCCGCCAGCUGUGCCUGUCAUUCACAGCAGCCAGCCGAGGCCGCCCAGCCGCCAGCUGUGCCCGUCAUUCACAGCAGCCAGCCGAGGCCACCCAGCCGCCAGCUGAGGCCGCCCAGCCGCCAGCUGUGCUCGUCAUUCACAGCAGGCAGCCGAGGCCGCCCAGCCGCCAGCUGUGCCCGUCAUUCACAGCAGCCAGCCGAGGCCACCCAGCCGCCAGCUGAGGCCGCCCAGCUGCCAGCUGUGCCCGUCAUUCACAGCAGCCAGCCGAGGCCGCCCAGCCGCCAGCUGUGCCCGUCAUUCACAGCAGCCAGCCGAGGCCGCCCAGCCGCCAGCUGUGCCCGUCAUUCACAGCAGCCAGCCGAGGCCGCCCAGCCGCCAGCUGUGCCCGUCAUUCACAGCAGCCAGCCGAGGCCGCCCAGCCGCCAGCUGUGCCCGUCAUUCACAGCAGCCAGCCGAGGCCGCCCAGCCGCCAGCUGUGCCCGUCAUUCACAGCAGCCAGCCGAGGCCGCCCAGCCGCCAGCUGUGCCCGUCAUUCACAGCAGCCAGCCGAGGCCGCCCAGCCGCCAGCUGUGCCCGUCAUUCACAGCAGCCAGCCGAGGCCGCCCAGCCGCCAGCUGUGCCCGUCAUUCACAGCAGCCAGCCGAGGCCGCCCAGCCGCCAGCUGUGCCCGUCAUUCACAGCAGCCAGCCGAGGCCGCCCAGCCGCCAGCUGAGGCUGCCCAGCCGCCAGCUGUGCCCGUCAUUCACAGCAGCCAGCCGAGGCCGCCCAGCCGCCAGCUGUGCCCGUCAUUCACAGCAGCCAGCUGAGGCCGCCCAGCCGCCAGCUGUGCCCGUCAUUUACAGCAGCCAGCCGAGGCUGCCCAGCCACCAGCUGUGCCCGUCAUUUACAGCAGCCCGCCGAGGCCGCCCGGCCGCCAGCUGUGCCCGUCAUUCACAGCAGCCAGCCGAGGCCGCCCAGCCGCCAGCUGUGCCCGUCAUUUACAGCAGCCAGCCGAGGCCGCCCGGCCGCCAGCUGUGCCCGUCAUUCACAGCAGCCAGCAAAGGACGCCCAGCCCAGCCAGCCGAGGCCGCCCAGCCGCCAGCUGUGCCCGUCAUUCACAGCAGCCAGCCGAGGCCACCCAGCCGCCAGCUGAGGCCACCCAGUCGCCAGCUGUGCCCGUCAUUCACAGCAGCCAGCCGAGGCCGCCCAGCCGACAGCUGUGCCCGUCAUUCACAGCAGCCAGCCGAGGCCACCCAUCCGCCAGCUGAGGCCGCCCAGCCGCCAGCUGUGCCCGUCAUUCACAGCAGCCAGCCGAGGCCGCCCAGCCGCCAGCUGUGCCCGUCAUUCACAGCAGCCAGCCGAGGCUGCCCAGCCGCCAGCUGUGCCCGUCAUUCACAGCAGCCAGCCGAGGCCGCCCAGCCGCCAGCUCAGGCAGCCGAGGCCGCCCAGCCGCCAGCUGUGCCCGUCAUUCACAGCAGCCAGCCGAGGCCACCCAGCCGCCAGCUGAGGCCGCCCAGCUGCCAGCUGUGCCCGUCAUUCACAGCAGCCAGCCGAGGCCGCCCAGCCGCCAGCUGUGCCCGUCAUUCACAGCAGCCAGCCGAGGCCGCCCAGCCGCCAGCUGUGCCCGUCAUUCACAGCAGCCAGCCGAGGCUGCCCAGCCGCCAGCUGUGCCCGUCAUUCACAGCAGCCAGCCGAGGCCGCCCAGCCGCCAGCUGUGCCCGUCAUUCACAGCAGCCAGCCGAGGCCGCCCAGCCGCCAGCUGUGCCCGUCAUUCACAGCAGCCAGCCGAGGCCGCCCAGCCGCCAGCUGUGCCCGUCAUUCACAGCAGCCAGCCGAGGCCGCCCAGCCGCCAGCUGUGCCCGUCAUUCACAGCAGCCAGCCGAGGCCGCCCAGCCGCCAGCUGUGCCCGUCAUUCACAGCAGCCAGCCGAGGCCGCCCAGCCGCCAGCUGAGGCUGCCCAGCCGCCAGCUGUGCCCGUCAUUCACAGCAGCCAGCCGAGGCCGCCCAGCCGCCAGCUGUGCCCGUCAUUCACAGCAGCCAGCUGAGGCCGCCCAGCCGCCAGCUGUGCCCGUCAUUCACAGCAGCCAGCCAAGGCCGCCCAGCCGCCAGCUGUGCCCGUCAUUCACAGCAGCCAGCCGAGGCUGCCCAGCCGCCAGCUGUGCCCGUCAUUUACAGCAGCAAGCCGAGGCCGCCCAGCCGCCAGCUGUGCCCGUCAAUUACAGCAGCCAGCCGAGGCCGCCCAGCCGCCAGCUGUGCCCGUCAUUCACAGCAGCCAGCCGAGGCCACCCAGCCGCCAGCUGUGCCCGUCAUUCACAGCAGCCAGCCGAGGCCGCCCAGCCGCCAGCUGUGCCCGUCAUUCACAGCAGCCAGCCGAGGCCGCCCAGCCGCCAGCUGUGCCCGUCAUUCACAGCAGCCAGCCGAGGCCGCCCAGCCGCCAGCUGUGCCCGUCAUUCACAGCAGCCAGCCGAGGCCGCCCAGCCGCCAGCUGUGCCCGUCAUUCACAGCAGCCAGCCGAGGCCGCCCAGCCGCCAGCUGAGGCUGCCCAGCCGCCAGCUGUGCCCGUCAUUCACAGCAGCCAGCCGAGGCCGCCCAGCCGCCAGCUGUGCCCGUCAUUCACAGCAGCCAGCUGAGGCCGCCCAGCCGCCAGCUGUGCCCGUCAUUCACAGCAGCCAGCCGAGGCCGCCCAGCCGCCAGCUGUGCCCGUCAUUCACAGCAGCCAGCCGAGGCUGCCCAGCCGCCAGCUGUGCCCGUCAUUUACAGCAGCAAGCCGAGGCCGCCCAGCCGCCAGCUGUGCCCGUCAAUUACAGCAGCCAGCCGAGGCCGCCCAGCCGCCAGCUGUGCCCGUCAUUCACAGCAGCCAGCCAAGGCCACCCAGCCGCCAGCUGUGCCCGUCAUUCACAGCAGCCAGCCGAGGCCGCCCAGCCGCCAGCUGUGCCCGUCAUUCACAGCAGCCAGCCGAGGCCGCCCAGCCGCCAGCUGAGGCUGCCCAGCCGCCAGCUGUGCCCGUCAUUCACAGCAGCCAGCCGAGGCCGCCCAGCCGCCAGCUGUGCCCGUCAUUCACAGCAGCCAGCUGAGGCCGCCCAGCCGCCAGCUGUGCCCGUCAUUCACAGCAGCCAGCCGAGGCCGCCCAGCCGCCAGCUGUGCCCGUCAUUCACAGCAGCCAGCCGAGGCCGCCCAGCCGCCAGCUGUGCCCGUCAUUUACAGCAGCCAGCAGAGGCCGCCCAGCCGCCAGCUGUGCCCGUCAUUCACAGCAGCCAGCCGAGGCCGCCCAGCCGCCAGCUGUGCCCGUCAUUCACAGCAGCCAGCCGAGGCUGCCCAGCCGCCAGCUGUGCCCGUCAUUUACAGCAGCAAGCCGAGGCCGCCCAGCCGCCAGCUGUGCCCGUCAAUUACAGCAGCCAGCCGAGGCCGCCCAGCCGCCAGCUGUGCCCGUCAUUCACAGCAGCCAGCCGAGGCCACCCAGCCGCCAGCUGUGCCCGUCAUUCUCAGCAGCCAGCCGAGGCCACCCAGCCGCCAGCUGAGGCCGCCCAGCCGCCAGCUGUGCCCGUCAUUCACAGCAGCCAGCCGAGGCCGCCAAGCCGCCAGCAGCCAGCCGAGGCCGCCCAGCCGCCAGCUGUGCCCGUCAUUCACAGCAGCCAGCCGAGGCCGCCCAGCCGCCAGCUGAGGCUGCCCAGCCGCCAGCUGUGCCCGUCAUUCACAGCAGCCAGCCGAGGCCGCCCAGCCGCCAGCUGUGCCCGUCAUUCACAGCAGCCAGCCGAGGCCACCCAGCCGCCAGCUGAGGCCGCCCAGCCGCCAGCUGUGCCCGUCAUUCACAGCAGCCAGCCGAGGCCGCCCAGCCGCCAGCUGAGGCUGCCCAGCCGCCAGCUGUGCCCGUCAUUCACAGCAGCCAGCCGAGGCCGCCCAGCCGCCAGCUUUGCCCGUCAUUCACAGCAGCCAGGCGAGGCCGCCCAGCCGCCAGCUGUGCCCGUCAUUCACAGCAGCCAGCUGAGGCCGCCCAGCCGCCAGCUGUGCCCGUCAUUCACAGCAGCCAGCCGAGGCCGCCCAGCCGCCAGCUGUGCCCGUCAUUCACAGCAGCCAGCCGAGGCCACCCAGCCGCCACCUGAGGCCGCCCAGCCGCCAGCUGAGGCCGCCCAGCCGCCAGCUGUGCCCGUCAUUCACAGCAGCGAGCCGAGGCCGCCCAGCCGCCAGCUGUGCCCGUCAUUCACAGCAGCCAGCCGAGGCCACCCAGCCCAGCCAGCCGAGGCCACCCAGCCGCCAGCUGAGGCCGCCCAGCCGCCAGCUGUGCCCGUCAUUCACAGCAGCCAGCCGAGGCCGCCCAGCCGCCAGCUGUGCCCGUCAUUCACAGCAGCCAGCCGAGGCUGCCCAGCCGCCAGCUGUGCCCAUCAUUUACAGCAGCCAGCCGAGGCCGCCCAGCCGUCAGCUGUGCCCGUCAUUUACAGCAGCCAGCCGAGGCCGCCCAGCCGCCAGCUGUGCCCUUCAUUCACAGCAGCCAGCCGAGGCCGCCCAGCCGCCAGCUGUGCCCGUCAUUCACAGCAGCCAGCCGAGGCCACCCAGCCGCCAGCUGAGGCCGCCCAGCCGCCUGCUGUGCCCGUCAUUCACAGCAGCCAGCCGAGGCCACCCAGCCGCCACCUGAGGCCGCCCAGCUGCCAGCUGAGGCCGCCCAGCCGCCAGCUGUGCCCGUCAUUCACACAGCCAGCUGAGGCCGCCCAGCCGCCAGCUUUGCCCGUCAUUCACAGCAGCCAGCCGAGGCCGCCCAGCCGCCAGCUGAGGCCGCCCAGCCGCCAGCUGUGCCCGUCAUUCACAGCAGCCAGCCGAGGCCGCCCAGCCGCCAGCUGUGCCCAUCAUUCACAGCAGCCAGCCGAGGCCACCCAGCCGCCAGCUGUGCCCGUCAUUCACAGCAGCCAGCCGAGGCCACCCAGCUGCCAGCUGAGGCCGCCCAGCCGCCAGCUGUGCCCGUCAAUCACAGCAGCCAGCCGAGGCCGCCCAGCCGCCAGCUUUGCCCGUCAUUCACAGCAGCCAGCCGAGGCCACCCAGCCGCCAGCUGAGGCCACCCAGGCGCCAGCUGUGCCCGUCAUUCACAGCAGCCAGCCGAGGCCGCCCAGCCGCCAGCUGUGCCCGUCAUUCACAGCAGCCAGCCGAGGCCACCCAGCCCAGCCAGCCGAGGCCGCCCAGCCGCCAGCUUUGCCCGUCAUUCACAGCAGCCAGCCGAGGCCACCCAGCCGCCAGCUGAGGCCGCCCAGCCACCAGCUGUGCCCGUCAUUCACAGCAGCCGGCCGAGGCCGCCCAGCUGCCAGGUGUGCCCGUCAUUCACAGCAGCCAGCCGAGGCUGCCCAGCCGCCAGCUGUGCCCAUCAUUUACAGCAGCCAGCCGAGGCCGCCCAGCCGCCAGCUGUGCCCGUCAUUUACAGCAGCCAGCCGAGGCCGCCCAGCCGUCAGCUGUGCCCUUCAUUCACAGCAGCCAGCCGAGGCCGCCCAGCCGCCAGCUGUGCCCGUCAUUCACAGCAGCCAGCCGAGGCCACCCAGCCGCCAGCUGAGGCCGCCCAGCCGCCAGCUGUGCCCGUCAUUCACAGCAGCCAGCCGAGGCCGCCCAGCCGCCAGCUGUGCCCGUCAUUCACAGCAGCCAGCCGAGGCCACCCAGCCGCCAGCUGAGGCCGCCCAGCCGCCAGCUGUGCCCGUCAUUCACAGCAGCCUGCCGAGGCCGCCCAGCCGCCAGCUUUGCCCGUCAUUCACAGCAGCCAGCUGA
This is a messenger RNA of Schistocerca serialis cubense, 25197 nucleotides long. RefSeq names its product mucin-19-like. The coding region runs from base 1 to 25197 and encodes 8398 amino acids. The record is from RefSeq and is a predicted model, not a curated record. Lineage: Eukaryota; Metazoa; Arthropoda; Insecta; Orthoptera; Acrididae. The transcript is spliced from 35 exons.